CCCCGGGUGGCGGAUGGGGGAACGCCUCCCAGAUAUGGGUGGUAGGAGUGAAAUGAAAUAGCUCUCGUGGACCAAAAAACACUCACCUGGCCGAAGGUAUAAAAGGCGAUGGAGGGACACCAUUUAAAAAAACCAGGCAUGAAGUCCAUAAAAGGGUCAAUGCUUACGGGACAGGGGUUCGGAACCCCAGAACCGGUCGGGAAUGGUGGUGGCAGUGCAGGCCCCACCCGAUCGUCAACCAGCGACUGUACGGCCCCGGGGGCAAACCAGCCCGGGAGCUCGGCAAUAGCUACUGGGAUACCACUGAGGAGUGAUGGAAAUAAGCAGGUGCAUUCGCUGAUACCGCAUGUGCAACCAAGACUAAAUGACAGCGGAAGAAGAUCAUCUAUGGAGACCUUGGACUUUAUGUGGGAUGAGGAGGCAAACAAAUCGAUCCCCAUAACUGAGAUGGAAAAGGAGAAAAAAGGGUCAGCCUUUUUCACGUUGGGAUCAUUUACAAAACAAAGAAGUUUCUCAGUAACUGAAUUAGACGAGAAAAAAAGAAAGAGAGUCUCCCUGGAGCCAGAAAAAAUCGUUAAGAGAAAUAAAUGCCCUACAGCCACGGAACUGGUGGAAACACUAAAGGCUAUAGUGGAGUGCACUAAGAACUUAGACAAAGUGGUCGGGGAGAACAGGAACACCAAAACUGAGAUCAAGGACAUUGUGUCAAAACUGAAGAGAAGAACGGAUAACCUAAGCAGAAACACAAUAAAGGAGUGGCUCGAACAGCAUAUGCACGAACCAGUACCUAUACCGACAUACGAAGGCGAUACGCAGACGGAAGAGGACCAGUCGCAAAGUGUACAAAGGGCUACCAAACCGACAAGGGAGUUCGGAACCCAGACGGAUCACGAGGGGACGAUGGAGGAACCAGAUGUGGGGAGGAUUAACCUGGAUGAACUAAACACCUUCGAAGACUUCGCAAGAGCGAGGGAAUCCGGGUGGAAGAAGUACAAUUUCGAGAAAUCAAAAAUUAUAGUGGGAAAUCCACUGGGUACAGACGAUUGCACCACGAAGGUGGUGUUCUUGGAGCCAUCGGACCCGAACAUGGAGAGGGGGAUUCAGAUGGUUUUCAAGGAGCGUUUUCCGGAGUUGGCUGGUGACAAAAAAUACGAGGUAAUCGAACAACGGAUAUACACACGGACCGGGAGUACGGAGAAAGAAACUAAGAAAAAGAUUAUCAAAGCAUCUAAUAACAGAUCGGAGGAGGAUCUGUGGGACAAUUGGGCAAAGAUUAGGGACGAAACAACCAGUGAUAGUGCAGUGGCGGUACACACUUUAGAGGGCAUAAGCACGGAGAAGCUUAGAAGAAUCAUUGAAUGUAUCUUCUACGGGAGAGACAAACAGGUGUGGAUAUAUAGCCAGGAGGCCAAGAACAAGGGGAUAGCAGGUGAAAGACCCACAUACGCCCUAGUGCUGGAGAGUGCGGGGAGGUCAUACGCGGAUACCCUAAAUGAGGUAAAGGCGGCGGUAGGGGAUAACCCAGCCAGAAACAGGAUAAGAAACAUCCGCAGCACUAGGGAGGGAAAGAUGGUUAUCACCCUAGAUAGGGAUAAAGAGGCGAUGGGUGAGAUCCAAAAGGCAAUCAAUGACACAAUAAAGGUAAGGGUCAGUACGCCCGGACAGAGGCAAAACGAGACAGUAUAUAUAAGAGGUAUAGAUGGCACAACUGACAAGACCGAGGUAGAGAGGGCAUUAAAGGCGCGGCUGGCUUCGAUAGGGGAGACACAGUGGAACCUAAGCGAGCUGAGGCCAAGCUUUGGCAAUAACCAAACGGCAACGCUAUCCGCCGGCAAGGAGGCAAUUAAAUUACUGGUGGACACAGGGCACAUAAGGAUAGGGAUGGUAAGGUGCGAAAUUGUAAAACGAGUGGCGGUGACUCGCUGCUACAGGUGCUGGGCAUAUGACCAUAGGGCAGCUGACUGUAAGGGCCCAGACAGGUGGAACCUGUGCCAUAAAUGUGACAAAGAGGGCCACAAACACAAGGAAUGCCCAAACAAGGAUGCAUGCAUUCUGUGCCAUAAUAAGAGCCAGAGAGGCAGAAAAGGAAAGGCCCCGUACAUCAUAGCGGAGCUAAAGUUUCUUCAAUUAAACUUCGGGAGAAGAAAAGCUGCGCACGACGUCAUCGAACAGCUGAUAUAUGAGGAAGGUAUUGGACUUAUUCUGGGGCAGGAACCCAACAGAGAUAAAGUAGCAAACGAACUCUGCGGCAAGAAGAGGGAUAGCUUCAUCAGUGUUAGGGAUAAUAUAGAGGUGGUAAGUGAAUAUUGUGGUGUAGGCUUUGUGGGUGCGGAGCUGAAGAAGGCAUGGGUGUACUCGUGCUACUUCUCUCCAAAUGGGGAGGUAGCGGAAUUAGAAAACCUGCUGAAAAACCUGGGUAGGCACAUAAGAGGUACAAAAGGUAAGGGCAAAAUCAUCGCGGGGGACCUAAAUGCCAGGACACCGUUGAUAGGGAACAGUGUCACAAAUGAGAGGGGGAAAAUCCUCGAGGAUUGGUUCAUGGCCCAAGAUUUGGUUUUAGCCAACGUUGGUAAUAAGCCAACCUUCGCAGGGAAAGGAGGGUCAUCGGUAAUAGAUUUUACUGCGGCUACACCCGAUCUGGCAAACAGUAUUAUGGAAUGGGAGGUGGAGGAUGAUAAAGAAAACCUGAGCGAUCACAGGAACAUUAGGUUCAAGGUUAUGAGGAAGGACCCUACAAAUAACAGACUGACACCUUGGGGCUUUCGAGUAGACAAAAAAAGGCUAGAAACCUUCGCCAAUAGCUGUGGUAACUUGUUCACGGGAGAAAAGGAAAGCCCCGAGGAACUGAUGAGGGCUAUUCAGGAAAGAGCUGGUAGGAGACAGCCAGUUUACUGGUGGAAUGGGGAAAUUGGCGAACUUAGAAGCACCUGCAUACAUCUGCGCAGGAAAGUCACUAGGGCGAGGAGAGCGAAUCCUGGGGGGCCUGGGUACGUUGCGUUAACGGAGGACUACAAGACGGCGAAAAAUAACCUGAAGAAAGAAAUCUGGAAAGCCAAAAAGGCAAACUGGAUAAGGCUCUGUGAAGAAUUAAACGAUGACAUCUGGGGAAAGGCCUACAAAAUCGUUACCAGAAAGCUAAAGCUGAGGAGGGGAAACGUGAUCCCCCCAGAUGUCAUCAGUAAACAAAUUAGCAUGCUCUUCCCAAGGGGAUCUGGCGGGGGGGAUACCGGCCCGCCGGUGAAUCUGGAGGAGGACUUUCCUGGCUUUACGGAGGAGGAGCUGACGAGAGCUACGAUACAAUUAAAGAACAGGAAGCCGGCAGGCCCGGAUGGGGUUAUGCCGGAGAUAAUCAAGGUGUGUAUCGAAGCGGGCCGGAGCGCAUUCCUGAAGGUGUUCAACAAGUGUCUAAGGCAGGGGACCUUCCCUGUGAUAUGGAAAGAAGCCAGGCUGGUCCUAAUAGAAAAACCUAAGAAAAACAGUAGCGAGGAGCAGGCGUACAGACCGAUAUGCCUGAUAAACGCUGCAGGGAAGGUAUUGGAGAUUAUGGUCAAGAACAGGGUACAGGAUAAACUAGAGGAACACAAUAUACUGCACGAAGAGCAAUACGGCUUCAGGAAAGGGAGGUCAACUAUAAAUGCCAUUAAGAGAAUCAAGGGUCUGGCAGAAUCAAUACGCAGCAAGGCCCUUAAGAACCAGGAGCACUGCUGCAUGAUUCUGCUGGAUAUAGAAAACGCCUUCAACUCGGCCCCCUGGCACAAAAUAGUGGAGGCCGUGAAAAAGGCGAACAUAGGGGGGUACGAAACUAGACUUAUUGAGAGCUACCUUUCGGAUAGGGCCAUAAUAACACCCCAGGGGGACAAGGUAGGGGUGAACUGUGGGGUCCUGAGGAUCCCCAGGGAAGAGGGAAUAGACCUGGUCGCAUAUGCAGAUGAUCUGGCGAUAGUGGCGAGGGCAAGGACCGAGCAAAGGCUAGUGGAGAAGGCGGAGCACGCGGUGUGGACAGUGGUGGAAACGCUGAGGGAAAUGGGUGUUAAGGUGGCCGCCAAGAAAACAGAAGUGUUGAUCUUGGUGAGUAUAAGAACUCUCACGAAGCUUGAGUUAAGGGUUCAGGGUCAGGUGGUGGAAAGUCAGGAAACAGUGAGAUACCUUGGAGUGCACAUGGGAAGAAACAUGAGGAUGGCCAACCAUGUAAAAAAAGCGUCCGAGAAGGCCGCUGAGAUGACGAAGGUGCUGAGUAGAGUCAUGCCCAGCACUUUUGGACCAAGGAGCGGCAAGAGGAGGGUCAUGGCAUCCUCAGUCAUCUCGGCCACACUGUAUGGCGCUAGCCAAUGGGUGGAGGCGCUCAAACACCACAAGAACGUGGAGAUGUUGGACAGGGUAAGCCGGAGACUAGCCAUUGGCAUAACGGCAGCUUAUAGAACGGUGUCCACAGCGGCGGUGCAGGUUGUGGCAGGACUCCCACCAAUGGACCUAAUGGUGAGGGAAAGGGCCCAUGUCAAGGAUAACGGACCAGACUCGAGGGAGUGGGCAAGAGAGGCCACCCUAAGGGCGUGGCAGGAGAGAUGGGACGGAUAUGAGGGGUGGGCCAAGACCUUCAUUAAAAACAUUGGUGACUGGCACAGCAGCAAGGGUAGGGAUGUGGACCACUACGUGACACAGGCGAUCAUGGGGCACGGUUCCUUCUCUACCUACCUCUUCAAGAUAAGGAAGAAGAACAACACCAAAUUUCUGACGUUCAGAGAAAGGGCGGCAGGACGAUGUGGUGUAGAAAGCAUCACAAGAGAGAUGGUGGGGGAGGUAAUGAUGGGGUCCGAGGAUAACUGGGCUGCGGUGACAGAUUGGCUUAGGGAUGUCAUGAAAACCAAGUGUGAGGAGGAAAAAGGAAUGAGCUGUUACUGUGAUAUUUUAAAAUGUGAGGACCAAGCUAGUAAGUGUAUGUGUCAGUCGAGGACAGGCUGCGAGAGCUGGAGAAAGAUAGCAUGUCCUGCCAGAAGUAAUGCCGAGAGGCGGUUCCUGGCAGGGGGCAACACGAAGAGAGGAAAGGGUUUUAGUGGGUGGGGAAAAGUCCGAGCCCCACACAGGCCCAACGACAGAUCAACAGCUGGUAUCUUUAUAUGUUAUGCAAUAGUUAUUUAUAUACCGCCAAAUAUUAGUACUAAUGAUUUUGAGCAAUUUUUUGAAUUACUUUGUCUUUGUGAUUGGUUGUAUAACAAAAAUGUUUUAAUUUUUGGAGAUUUUAAUGUUAAUAGUUAUAAUAGUGAAAAUGAUAGUGAUUCUAAAAAGCUUUGUCUUAUAAAUUUUAAAAACUUUUUGGAGCUUAAUCAAGUCAAUAUAAUACUAAAUAAUCAUAAUGCGAUGUUGGAUCUAAUUUUUACGAAUAUUAAAUGUGAAGUCAAACGUUCUGAUUAUCCCUUUGUUAAGAUUGAUCUGUUCCACCCGCCUCUUGAAAUAGACAUUGAAGCCAAGGUUUCAAAAUAUAAAAAUUUUGACAUUUCUGAUAAUAGAAGGUACAAUUUUCAAAAAGCUAAUUAUAUUAACCUAUAUAAUAAACUAAGUAUAAUUGAUUGGUCUUUUUUAAAUAACAGUGCGGACAUUGAUACCGCUUGCGAUUUGUUUUACUCUGUUCUUUCAUCCGUGAUUGAUAAGCACGUUCCUCUUUAUAAAAAUAAAAAAAUAUGUUAUCCAAUUUGGUAUAGUAAAGAACUAAUCAGGAUGCUUCAAAAUAAACAAAAGGCACAUGAGACUUUUAAAAUUUUUAAUAGUGAAUAUUCUUACCAACUCUUUAAAGAUCAAUGUAAAAAAAAAAUAAAAUCAGAUUAUGAUGAAUACAUUAUCAACAUUCAAAAUAAACUUACUUUGGAUCCUAAAUCUUUCUCGUCGUUUGUAAAUAAUAAAAGAUCUAUUAGUAGAAUUCCGGGAGUAAUGCAACUGGAUGGUGUUGAAAGCUCUGAACCACAGCCUAUUGUAGAAAUGUUUGCCGAAUAUUUUGCCAGUGUUUAUACAACAUCUGAUCCAAAACAUAAUGUGAAAAAUGAUCCUUAUUUCUCUCAAUCAUUAGUCACCAUAAAGGCUAUUACGGAACAAGAUAUUCAGGCAUCCAUUGCAAAACUUAAAAAUUCUCCUACGGCAGGAUUUGAUGGUGUGCCUAGCUUUCUCAUAAAAGAUUACAUUAAGUGUAUUUUGUCACCCCACCAACAUGGAUUUUUUGAAAGAAGAAGCACGCUAUCAAAUUUAACAGUAUUUACGCAGUAUGUUGCCGAAGGCAUUGAUAAUAGGGAUCAAAUUGAUGUUAUUUACACCGACUUCAAAAAAGCUUUCGAUCAAAUCGAUCAUUUUGUUUUAAUGAGCAAACUUGAACAAAUUGGCUUUAGCAAUAAUUUAAUUAAACUAUUUGAAUCAUAUCUUAUAAAUAGGAAACAAAUGGGUUCCAAUCUGGGGCCCCUUCUAUUUUUAAUUUUUAAUAAUGAUCUACCAGAUAACAUUGUUUGUGAAAAAUUACUAUUCGCCGAUGAUCUGAAAAUAUUUAAAAUUAUUAAGGAUAUUGAAAGUUGUCUCUGCCUGCAAAAAGAUAUUAAAAACAUAGAAAGGUGGUGUGAGUUAAAUCGUUUAAAUUUAAAUAUUAAUAAAUGCAAAGUAAUAAGCUAUACAAACAAACAAACUCCAGUUUUGUUUGAAUAUAAGAUUAACCAUAUUACUCUGGAUCGAGUUUUUAGCAUGAGGGAUUUGGGAGUUACAAAUUCUGCAGGUAUUAAAAGUGAAAAAUGUCUUAAGACUUUAUAUUAUUCUUUAGUUCGAACAAAACUGGAGUAUUGUUCUUUAAUAUGGUCACCAGUUUACAAUGUUUAUAUUAGGCGGGUCGAAUCGAUCAAUCGUAAAUUUUUGAAAUAUUUGAAUUUAAAAGUUAAUGGUUUUUACCCUCCUCAAGGAUUUAAUCAUUCUUCUUUACUUGAUCGUUUUGGUUUUACAUCCCUGGAAACAAGAAGAAUAAAUUCGUCAUUGACAUUUCUAUUUAAGUUAUUAAAUAAUAAAAUUGACUGUGAUAUAAUCUUAAAUAAAAUCAAUUUUAACGUCCCCAGAAUUGAAUCGCGCUCAAUGCGCACUUUUAAAUGUCAAAUCUGCAGAACCAACGUACUACCUAAAGCUACAGUAAAUGUUUUGUUUCGAACAAAACUGGAGUAUUGUUCUUUAAUAUGGUCACCAGUUUACAAUGUUUAUAUUAGGCGGGUCGAAUCGAUCAAUCGUAAAUUUUUGAAAUAUUUGAAUUUAAAAGUUAAUGGUUUUUACCCUCCUCAAGGAUUUAAUCAUUCUUCUUUACUUGAUCGUUUUGGUUUUACAUCCCUGGAAACAAGAAGAAUAAAUUCGUCAUUGACAUUUCUAUUUAAGUUAUUAAAUAAUAAAAUUGACUGUGAUAUAAUCUUAAAUAAAAUCAAUUUUAACGUACCCAGAAUUGAAUCGCGCUCAAUGCGCACUUUUAAAUGUCAAAUCUGCAGAACCAACGUACUACCUAAAGCUCCAGUAAAUGUUAUGUUUCGAACAAAACUGGAGUAUUGUUCUUUAAUAUGGUCACCAGUUUACAAUGUUUAUAUUAGGCGGGUCGAAUCGAUCAAUCGUAAAUUUUUGAAAUAUUUGAAUUUAAAAGUUAAUGGUUUUUACCCUCCUCAAGGAUUUAAUCAUUCUUCUUUACUUGAUCGUUUUGGUUUUACAUCCCUGGAAACAAGAAGAAUAAAUUCGUCAUUGACAUUUCUAUUUAAGUUAUUAAAUAAUAAAAUUGACUGUGAUAUAAUCUUAAAUAAAAUCAAUUUUAACGUACCCAGAAUUGAAUCGCGCUCAAUGCGCACUUUUAAAUGUCAAAUCUGCAGAACCAACGUACUACCUAAAGCUCCAGUAAAUGUUAUGUUGGGCGAAAUAGCAUUUCACCCACAGGCUGACUUUAAGUUAAAUUUGGAAAAAAGUGAGGUUAAAACUAAUUGA
Messenger RNA from Brassicogethes aeneus, 7971 nucleotides. The record is from the annotation of a GenBank genome assembly. Lineage: Eukaryota; Metazoa; Arthropoda; Insecta; Coleoptera; Nitidulidae.